AAUUGCCUGGUUCUUCCUCCAAUAUUUGAAGGCCUAUAAAUGCAUGCUCAUUUAUUCACCAACCCCUAUAACAAUUAAAGAAAUUACAGCUAACCUACCUUGCCCCUUUCUGUUUUUUUUCCCCCUCAUAAUAAUACCCUUUCCCAUUGCCCCCUACCAACAGCCUAUAGAGCGCACACACUCACAAAAAACCUUCAAAUUUUAUCACAAGAAAUCAAGAAUCCUUUGUGUAAGCUAAGUAAUGAUGAAAACUCUACUUGUUGCUCUUUUUCUCCUCCAUCUCUCCCACUUCACCGGUGCGAAUAAACCAAUAAGCACAUCAUCUUCUUCUUCCAGUGACAUUGUCCGCACAUCUUGCGUGCACGCCAGCUAUCCCACAGUUUGCAUCAGAACUCUCUCCAGUGCCGGCUCUAAAGCCAUCAACACUCCCCAGGAUUUAGCUCAAGCCGCCGUGAAAGUCAGCCUUUCUCGGGCCCACAAAGCGUCGGGUUUCCUUUCCCAGCUGAAAGUGGAAAGCAAGAGAGAAAAAGGAGCACUGAGUGAUUGCAUCGAACAGAUGGGAGACUCCAUGGACGAGCUUAGCAAAACUCUAUCAGAACUGAAGCAUCUACGUAAAGGGAAUGCAUUCAAGUGGCAAAUGAGUAAUUUGGAGACGUGGGUUAGUGCUGCUUUGACUAAUGAAGACACUUGUCUUGAUGGGUUUAAGGAAAUUGAUGGCAAGGUUAGGUCUGAUGUGAAACGCAAGGUUACAAAUGUUGCUAGAGUUACGAGUAAUGCACUCUACCUCGUCAACCAACUUGAUCAUUAAUUCCGUUGAUUAAUACUGUAUUUUAUAAGUUAAACAAGUAUUAAUGGUGCAAUUGUAAUGUAAGAUUGUCUAAAUUCCAGUUUGGUCCUAUUCUUGUGGCUGAUUUUACUAGACAAUUUGUCU
Messenger RNA from Lycium barbarum (goji berry), 931 nucleotides. Its product is annotated as pectinesterase inhibitor 3-like. NCBI's taxonomy places the organism in Eukaryota, Viridiplantae, Streptophyta, Magnoliopsida, Solanales, Solanaceae. Gene Ontology annotation, molecular function: enzyme inhibitor activity. Bases 242 to 808 code for a protein of 188 amino acids. The record is from RefSeq and is a predicted model, not a curated record. The transcript is spliced from 2 exons. Gene Ontology annotation, biological process: negative regulation of catalytic activity.